Eimeria acervulina is the source of this 453-nucleotide messenger RNA. RefSeq names its product eukaryotic translation initiation factor 1A, putative. Gene Ontology annotation, molecular function: RNA binding; translation initiation factor activity. The coding region runs from base 1 to 453 and encodes 150 amino acids. The transcript is spliced from 3 exons. Gene Ontology annotation, cellular component: cytoplasm. Gene Ontology annotation, biological process: translational initiation. The record is from RefSeq and is a predicted model, not a curated record. Lineage: Eukaryota; Apicomplexa; Conoidasida; Eucoccidiorida; Eimeriidae.
AUGAGAAAAAGAGUGUGGGUUAAUGCGGGGGACAUCGUCUUAGUCUCUCUUAGAGAGUUUCAGGACAAUAAAGGCGAUGUUAUUGCUAAAUACACCCCAGAUGAGGCGCGUGCGUUGAAGUCUUACGGCGAGCUUCCAGCGAAUGCAAAAAUUAACGAGACAGACGCUUUUGGAGACGAUGAGGGGGGAGGAGGUGGGAUCGAGUUUCAGGAGUCGGGAUCGGGAUCGGGAUCGGGAUCGGAAAGUGAAGACGCCAACGACGCACAAGAUCUUGACGUGGAUGAUGUGGGUGUGUCUCGUUCUAUCAUCUCCAUGUACCUGGCGAGGCAGCAGCAACUGCAGCAGCUGCAGCAGCUGCAGCAGCACACACUGCAGCAGCAGCAACUGCAGCAACAGCAACUGCAGCAGCAGCAGCUGCCGCAGCGCGUUUCAGGCCAGACGCAGCCAUACUAA